AUGGUCGGAGUUAAACGCCGUGUCGACGCCGGCGAAGACCGCAAUGGGAAGCGGACGAAGACCAAGACCGCCGUCCCGUCGAAGGGCAAGUCCGCGCCGGUGAAAGCCCAGAAGAGCUCGAAGAGCGCACCGAAGAGCAAGGAAUUGAAGUCUGGAAAGAAGGACAAGAAGGUCUUGAAGAAGAAGCCCGUAGAGGAAUCAGAGGACGACGAGAUCUCUGAUGAGGAUGAUGAUUUCGAUGUCGAUGAUGUCGACGACUCAGAGAUUGAGGACGUCGAGGAGGAGGAUGUUGAUAUGGAUGACGUUGACGAGGAAGACGAGGAUGAGAGCGAUGAGGAGGUCGAGGUCAAGGAUAAGAAGAAGGUGAACCCGAAGGCUCAGGAGAAUGAGGAGGCGAAGAAAUCCACCUCUCGUGAAUCGCACAUCAAACAAAAAGCCCUCCAGCAAGAGCGGAAAGCCGCGAAGCCCAACGCCGACCAGAUUGCCCGAUCCAAGAAACUAUGGGAGCGCUUACGCCGCAAGUCGCAUGUCCCUCUAGAGGAGCGCAAGAAGCUGAUCGCAGAGCUUUUCGACAUCAUCACUGGCCGAGUAAAGGACUUCGUCUUUAAGCACGACUCUGUCCGUGUUAUUCAGACGGCGCUGAAAUACGCCAACACCGAGCAGCGGCAUCAGAUCGCGCGCGAGCUGAAGGGUAGUUACGUUGAGUUGGCGCAGAGCAAAUACGCAAAGUUCCUGAUUGGCAAACUGAUCGUACACGGCGACUCUGAAAUCAGGGACCUGAUUAUUGCUGAGUUCUACGGCAAGGUCAAGCGCCUGAUUCGACACCCUGAGGGAUCAUGGAUCCUCGACGAUAUCUACCGGACAGUGGCAACUAAAGAGCAACAAGCGCACCUGCUGAGGGAGUGGUACGGCGCUGAGUUCGCCAUCUUCCGAGAUAACAAGAAGGACCAGAAACCCACCGCAGACCUCAAGACAAUCCUCGAAGAAGACCCCGCCAAGCGCUCCCCCAUUAUGCACUUCCUCCUCGAGCUCAUCAACCAGCUCAUCCAGAAGAAGACCACCGGAUUCACAAUGCUCCACGAUGCCAUGCUCCAGUACUUCCUCAACACGAAACCCGGCACCACCGAUGCCACCGAAUUCAUCGAACUCAUCAAGGGCGACGAAGAAGGCGACCUCGUCAAGAACCUCGCAUUCACCAAAUCCGGCGCCCGCCUCAUGUGCCUAGCCCUUGCCUACUCAUCCGCAAAGGACCGCAAACACCUCACCCGCUUCUACAAGGACACAAUCAAGAUGAUGGCCGGCGAUCUGCACGGGCACCUCGUCCUGCUCGCCGCAUACGAAGUUAUCGACGACACAAAGCUCACGGCGAAGCUCGUCUUCCCCGAACUCCUGAACCAAUCCAUCGCCGACGAGGAAGCCCGCAACGAGGAACUCCUCUACCAGGCCACGGACCUGACAGCCCGCAUCUCCAUCUUAUACCCCUUCGCCAGCGACCCAGAGAACGCCAACGCCAAGAGGCUGAAGUGGCUCCUGCCUGAGCAGGACUUUGCCGUCCUCGACGAGAUCCGCGACAUCCGUAAGGAGACGUCGAAGAAGGAUCCCGCUGUCCGCCGCUCAGAGCUCAUCAAGGCCGCCUCCCCGACACUCCUCGACUUCAUCACCGCCCGCGCAGACACCCUCCUCACCAGCAGCUGGGGCUGCCAGUUCCUUUCGGAAGUCCUCUUUGACGCUGACGAGGCCAACGGCAAGAAGCCUGAGGCUUUAUCCGCCGUCGCGGCCGCGGCAAAGUCCUCCGAGGCAAAGGACUCGGCGUUCUUCGGCCGGAUGCUGAAGUCGCUUGUGCAGGGUGGACGGUUCAACGCCGCUGAGAAGAAGGUGGAGAAGGCCGACCCGCCGCUCGGCUUCGGGGAUCUACUGUAUGAGCAGAUCAGUGGUGAAAUCGUGGCGUGGGCCACAGGGUCAAAUUCUUAUGUCGUUGUUGCGCUGGCGGAGAGCGAUGACUUUGCGAAGAAGGCUGAGCUCCUUAAGGCGCUGAAGAAGGGGAAGAAGGAGCUUGAGAAGGCGAGCAAGGGCGAGAAGGGGCCUGCUGCAUCUGGGUCGAAGUUGUUGUUGGAGAAGAUUUAG
Messenger RNA from Aspergillus mulundensis, 2124 nucleotides. RefSeq lists its product as uncharacterized. Gene Ontology annotation, cellular component: nucleolus. Gene Ontology annotation, biological process: regulation of translation. The record is from RefSeq and is a predicted model, not a curated record. NCBI's taxonomy places the organism in Eukaryota, Fungi, Ascomycota, Eurotiomycetes, Eurotiales, Aspergillaceae. The transcript has 2 exons. Bases 1 to 2124 code for a protein of 707 amino acids. Gene Ontology annotation, molecular function: mRNA binding.